GUUGUGGAUGAUACGUUGUACUCGUAGCACUAGCGGUAGCGAGGACGGUUAACUCGGUCAUUUUGUCGAUUAUCGUCCUGCUCCUGCUGCAAUGAUAAAUAUCAUGUAUGAUUCGAUUUAAUUAUGCAAAAGCUUGUCGAGUCAUGUACUCGUCAGCAGAUCUUCCACGUUCGUCUCAUUUUAUUUUUUACAACAUUCAUUUUUGACCCGUCUUAAGACUGAAAUUGAAUUGCAUGAAGAUUCUUGGUAAUAAAGAACUUGUCUGCUUCUAGUACUUUGAUUAGUUAUAAGUACAUAUUAGUUUUUUGAGAACCACAAGCGAGCAAGAAUGCAGGUAACUCCUGUCGGUGAAAAUCGUAAUGAGGCGCAAGAGCGUGCUCUGCGAAACACGUUUGAGAAAAUGGAAGGCGCCAUUCGUGAGAACAGCUGCCUCAUGUUCAGCACCGCGGUCUGUCCUUACUGCACAUACGCUAAGGACUUCAUCGAGAAGUUUGGAAAGAAGUGUAACGUGAUAGACCUGAGCAAGGGUGAAAACAAGCAGCUUGGUGCAGUGGUCACUGCGGUUACGAAUCAGCGGACAGUACCAAACAUAUUUUUACAUCAGAUGCAUGUGGGCGGAUACGACGAGCUCGUAGCAGUGGAGAAACAGUGUCAAAACACAGACUCAGUUCUCUUCAAGGACAAGCAAUUUAUGACGUUCUUGUAAAAGUACUUAAGAAGUAGACGGAAAAGCAAAAGCCAGAAUGUAAGGGGCUCUUCGAGGGCGAGGUAAUGUCAACAUUUUGCACCAUGUAGAACAAUUGCCUUCGAAACAUAUUCAUAUGCAGGGUUGCAGAUGAAUGUCAAAGGUAGGAUGUUGCAGCUCGAAAAUGCAUUGAUCAUAGCAACUUAAACUUUCAAAGAUGGUGAAGAAAACCUGCUCUAAGAUGUACGCGGAGGUGUGUGGGUUUUUCGGACAUCAGACCGGCGGUGAAGGGCAGUAGAGGCGGAACCAUUCGACCCCUAUCGGCAGCAAGAACAGUGCCAACAACAUCCAGUUGACCAUUGCGCUAUUUCUACAUGUCAUAGACAUAGAUAUCCUGUCAUGCGGGAUGUAGCAGACGUGAAGAUUUUAGACAGCCAAUUUCUUACUACAUCUGUUGUUGCCUCGGUUUAGGCAUCUUAUAAAAACACGC
Amoebophrya sp. A25 is the source of this 1175-nucleotide messenger RNA. The record is from the annotation of a GenBank genome assembly. Lineage: Eukaryota; Dinophyceae; Syndiniales; Amoebophryaceae.